Rotaria socialis is the source of this 1932-nucleotide messenger RNA. Lineage: Eukaryota; Metazoa; Rotifera; Eurotatoria; Philodinida; Philodinidae. The record is from the annotation of a GenBank genome assembly.
AUGACGUCAGCAACGAUAAACGAUAAUUUGACACAAUUAGCGCAGAACCAAAGUUUUGCUGUAUCGGAAGCAGGAUUAACCGCACAAUUGGCUUCACUUGCAACUGCUUCAGAACCAAAUAAUUUUUCAUCGAAUUCCCAACAAUCACCUGUUGCUACGUUCCCUCAAAGAACCGUGAGCGGACCAUCAUCAAAUAAUACAGAGUCACCAUUUGGUAAUGCAUUUACAAGUGGACAGGCCCAGGGAUUUUCAUUUAAAAAUACAUCAUCAACAGAGCAUUCGGGUUAUAAUUUUUCGACUGCAUCAUCAGGAAAUGUUCAAAAAUUUUCGUUUACAAAUUCAUCGUUGGGCGAUGGUCCAUUUACGUUUAAUGAAUCGCCAGCUAAUGCACCAGCUCAUCAACCAAUACCAUCAUUUACGUUCACACCAACAAAGCAACAUCAAGAUAUGCCAAAUAAUAAAUUGCAAACUCCAUCAUCACAUCAAAAUUCCAGACAAGGACCGCCAACAAAUGAAGCACCUAGAAUGACACAAAAUAAUAUGCCAGCAGUUUCAAGAAAGCCACCGAGUCCUACAACACCUAUAGCUCAACAGCCUAGUUUCCUAAAUCAAGAGCAAGAAGCACCUGAUCUGCCCAUGUCGUUAGCUGACGCAUCAAAAUUAGGCAAAAUGCUUAAUACAACAUUACGAGAUUCAAGUGCAUUAGUUGUUGAUCGUAAUGAUCCCAAAUCACCAUUAUAUUCAUUGAAAUCAUUUGAAGAACUCGAUCUAAAAUCUGAAUUAUUAAAAGGAAUUUAUAGUAUGGGCUUUCAAACCCCAAGCAGAAUUCAAGAAAUUACUUUACCUCAAUUGCUAAGCAAUCCGCCAAGAAAUUUAAUAGCACAAUCACAAUCGGGUACUGGCAAAACAGCUGCUUUUUCAUUAGCGAUCCUCUCACGUAUUGAUCCAUCGAUGUCAAUACCACAAGCACUUAUUCUUUCACCAACAUUUGAAUUAGCGCUGCAAAUUGGUUCAGUGAUUGAAAGAAUGGCACAAUAUUUACCAUAUAUAAGCAUUGCCUAUGCUGUUCGCAGCUCACCAACACUAAGCUCAACUAAUUUAGUUCGCGGUCAACUCUUACCACAACCCAUCGUUAUUGGUACACCAGGUACAGUUGAAGAUUGGUGUCGUCGACGACGCAUUAUUGACUUGAGCAAACUACGUAUGUGCUGUGUUGAUGAAGCUGAUGUUAUGAUCGCAACUGAAGGUUUUCAACAAACAUGCGUUGGUCUUGUAAAAGGCCUCAAUCCUGCUUGUCAAAUGAUGUUAUUUUCAGCUACAUACUCCGAUGAAGUGAUGACGUUUGCACGUGAAAUCGUUACACAACCAAUUGUCUUAAGAUUAAAACGUGAAAAACAAGCACUAAAUAAUAUACGACAAUUGUUUAUACGUUGUGAUAAUCCUGAACAGAAAUUUUACGCUAUUGAACAAAUUUAUUCUCAUUUAGUACUGGGACAAGCUAUGUUUUUUUGUCGAACUAAAGCAACUGCACGCGCUUUAGCCAUUAGAAUGUCAAAUGAACAACAUUCAGUAAGAGAAUUAACAGCAGCUUUAGAUAUUGAACAACGUGCAUCCGUUAUUCGUCAAUUUCGUGAACGUGUAUUUAAUGUAUUGAUAUCAACUAAUGUUACGGCUCGUGGUAUUGACAUCGAUGAUGUUUCAUUAGUGGUUAAUUAUGAUAUGCCGGUUACUAUGAACGGUAAACCAGAUUUUGAAACAUAUCUUCAUCGAAUUGGUCGUUGUGGUCGCUUUGGUAAACUAGGUUAUACAUUUAAUUUAAUUAGCUCUGAUCAAGAUUUCAACACAAUGAAAGCCAUUGAAGAAUAUUUCCAUCAUCCUAUCGAUGAGAUCACCAUCGAAGCUAUAGGCAAUCUUGAGCCAGAUCAAACAUAA